Molecule: messenger RNA, 726 nt
Organism: Pieris rapae (cabbage white)
Lineage: Eukaryota; Metazoa; Arthropoda; Insecta; Lepidoptera; Pieridae
Exons: 1
Coding region: 46-609 (187 amino acids)
Source: RefSeq, a predicted model, not a curated record
UUGACAAAGUAUCAAUCAACAUUUGUUCGUUGAAUCAGUAACAAGAUGUUCAAGUUUGUAGCAGUCGUCGCAUUCCUCGCCGUGGCCACCGCGUCACCCGACCCGGCCACCAUCAUCAGUACAGCUCCUUUGGGCUACUCGAAUGGAUUCGCCCCAGGCCUCACCUACACCGCAGCCAGCAACUUCUACAACCCUUCUCCACUGGUCUACUCGUCCCCGGCUUUGGCCUACUCUGCUAACUACGGCUACCCACACUUUAUCAAGAAACGGUCUCUGGUCAACAGCUACUACGCAUCCGCUCCUUUGGCCUACGCAGCUUCUCCCUUGGGUGCCACCUACGCCGCUGCAUCUCUAGCCAGCCCCUACGCCAGCCCCUACACCACCACCUACGGCGCUCCUCUGCUACACUCUAGCUCAGUGUACGCCACUCACUUGAUCAAGAAACGUUCCGCCCCCGUCAUCGUGCCCUCAGCUUCCUACAUCGCAUCAGGAGCCUACCCCGCCUACUCCACAUACUCUGCCGCUGCUCCCAUCUACUCUUCUUCCUACUACUCCUCUCCCUACUACACUGCUUCUCCCUUCGCCUACACUCAAUUCAUCAAGAAGUAAGCGCGUAAACAAAUUGCGCAUUUACAAUAACAUAGGACGUGCAUAAUAAAUACCUUGUUUGAGACCUUUGUACAUUUUUUGAGACGAAUGUGUAAAUAAAAGUCACUGACAAAAUAA